This is a messenger RNA of Trichechus manatus latirostris (Florida manatee), 5843 nucleotides long. It is a transcript of the gene SLC16A14, whose product is annotated as solute carrier family 16 member 14. The record is from RefSeq and is a predicted model, not a curated record. The coding region runs from base 1597 to 3129 and encodes 510 amino acids. Gene Ontology annotation, cellular component: membrane. Gene Ontology annotation, biological process: transmembrane transport. Lineage: Eukaryota; Metazoa; Chordata; Mammalia; Sirenia; Trichechidae. Gene Ontology annotation, molecular function: monocarboxylic acid transmembrane transporter activity. The transcript is spliced from 5 exons.
GCUGAUGCACAAAAUUUGGACUUUUAGCCUACUUUACUGUGAAGAAAUAAAUUUCUCUUUGUUAAAGCCAUCCACUUGUGGUAUUUCUGUUUAGAGAAGCACUAGAUGACUAAGACAAUGGGUAUGGGUGGAGUGGUAAAUGUAUGUGUCUUGUAUAUCAGACACAAGUAUUACCAGUAUUAAGAAAGCUGUAUCUCCCAUCGUAAAAUAAGAAAUUGGCCUUCUACUUUAUCAGUCAUCCCCCUGAGGCUCACCCACCCCGGCUGUACUGAAUAAAUUGAACACUUGGAUCCACAAAAUCGAGAACCAGAUCUUCCGACAGGGAAAACAAGUUUGGCCUUGAUCCUUGAUUGCUGUGAAAUAACCCUGGGAGUAACUGAGAUGCCUUUAUCUGAAACCUCCAGACCAUACCUAAAGAUUUAUGCUAACGACUGGGAGCUGGCCAGAGUAGAAAAGACUCACCUGGUAGGCCAAUGUCAACUAACUCAGGAGACAAGAUGUAGCCUAUCACACUUGUGCAAUGACGGCUCAAUCAUCAGGGGCUGAUUGAAAGCUCUGAACACAGAAGGUCUCAAAGCUUCCUGGUUGUGAAGGGAGGUGACACGCCCUCUUUGGGACAUGGAAGCUUUGCCUUGGGAGCCCUCCCAGACCUCACCCAUCCAUCUCUUCCUUAUGAUGAUCCUGAUUUGUAUCUUUUUACUGUAAUAAAUCUGUAGUCUUAACUAGAGUGUUUUCUGUGAGUUCUGUGAGUCCUUCCAGUGAAUUAUCAAACCCAAAGGAGGAGUGGGAGCCAGCAGGUGAAAGUGAGGGUUCCCAGGGGAGGCCCCCGAGCUAGUGGCUGGCAUCCUAACAGGGUAGUGGGAAAACCCUGAAUCUUUGGCCAUCAAGUCAGAAGUUUGGAGUGUCAUGUGGACUCCCCAAACUUGCAGCUGGCCUCUGCCUAUUUGGCACUCUGCAGGACAGUGUCCUUUUAACUUGUGAGAUCUGCUCUAGCUGUGGGUGGCUAGGGUCAGAGAAGGUGCCAUGUGGGCGGCUGGUGUCAGAGAUUAUGAAGUGGGAAAGUGGGGAUCAGAUUUAUGCUGGUUCUUAUCCAUGAAGGUCCCAACAAGGCAAAACCACCCUGAAAGGCUGCCUGAGACAAGUGUCUUCCUUCCCUAACAUCUUUCUUGCUACCUGUCAGUAUCCAUCUCUGCAAGGGACACAGCAUAUGGGCUUUGUAGUCAGGAAUAGCUGAGUCCAAAUCCCAGUUUGCAAUCUGGCUGUACUAUUUCCUGGCAUGAGACUUUGGGAAAGUCACUUCCCUUCUCUGAGUCUACUUCUAUUUCUCAAAAAUAGGGAUUGCAAUACUUACCACACAGGAUGAAACUUAUGCUUUACGUGUAAAAAUGAAACAGGUUUCCUAAAAACACUUGUGUUGUUGUUGUUAGGUGCCAUCAAGUUGGUUCCGACUCAUAGCGACCCCGUGUACAACAGAACGAAACACUGCCCGGUCCUGCGCCAUCCUCACAAUCGAUGUUACACUUGAGCCUACUUGGAAUGAGGAGUAUUCCCAAAUCAGCAUAAUGACAAAGAUUCAUCUGAAGAAAAUCUUGGAAAAUGUAUACAAGUCAUGAAAACAUUGGGUAUGAGUUUGAAGAUGACCCCAAGGAUAAGAAGACACUUAAACCCCACCCAGACAUUGACGGCGGAUGGGCCUGGGUGAUUGUCCUUUCCUCCUUCUUUGUGCACAUCCUCAUCAUGGGCUCCCAGAUGGCCCUAGGGGUGCUCAACGUGGAGUGGCUUGAAGAAUUCCACCAGAGCCGCGGCCUCACGGCCUGGGUCAGCUCCCUCAGUAUGGGCAUCACCUUGAUUGUGGGGCCGUUCAUUGGCUUGUUCAUCAACACGUGUGGGUGCCGCUGGACCGCGUUCGUCGGCGGCGUGAUAAACGCCCUUGGCUGGGUGCUGAGUGCCUACGCCGCAAGCGUGCACUGUCUCUUCAUUACAUUCGGCGUGGCGGCUGGCUUCGGGAGCGGGAUGGCCUACCUCCCAGCGGUGGUCAUGGUGGGCAGGUAUUUCCAGAAGCGUCGCGCCCUGGCGCAGGGCCUCAGCACUACAGGGACGGGGUUUGGAGCCUUCCUAAUGACCCCUCUGCUGAAAUACCUCUGCACCGAGUAUGGUUGGCGGAACGCAAUGUUCAUCCAAGGCGCUGUUUCCUUAAACCUGUGUGUUUGUGGGGCUCUCCUGAGGCCACUUACUUUCAGGAAGGAUAGAACUGACCCAGCAGAGAAAUGUCCACCAGUCGUCCCGGCUUGCUCCACCGAGUCUGUGAAAUCAAAUGGACACAUGGGCGGAGCCGAAGAGAAGGAUGGUGCAUCAGCCAACGAGGAGACCCUUUGUGACCUGCACGCCCAGGAGUGCAAAGACCAGGCCCAGCCCAGGAAGAACACGUGUGCUCUUCGGGCCCUCGAGACUCUGAGCCAGCUCAGCAGGAGGGUCAAGAAGGGCUUCAGGGACUGGUACUCGGGCUACUUUGGGACAGCCUCGCUCUUCACCAACCGAAUGUUUGUAGCCUUUAUUUUCUGGGCUUUGCUUGCCUACAGCAGCUUUGUCAUUGCUUUCAUCCACCUCCCUGAAAUAGUCAACCUGUAUAAUUUGUCGGAGCAGAACGACAUUUUUCCUCUGACUUCGAUUAUAGCAAUCGUUCACAUCUUUGGGAAAGUGGUCCUGGGGGUCGUGGCUGACCUACCAUGCGUCAGCGUUUGGAAUGUCUUCCUGAUGGCCAACUUCGCUCUCGUCAUCAGCAUUUUCAUCCUGCCUUUGAUGCACACGUAUGCUGGCUUGGCAGUCGUCUGCGCUCUGAUAGGAUUUUCCAGUGGUUAUUUCUCCCUCAUGCCUGUAGUGACUGAAGACUUGGUUGGGAUCAAGCACCUGGCCAAUGCGUAUGGCAUCAUUAUCUGUGCCAAUGGCAUCUCUGCAUUGCUGGGACCACCUUUUGCAGGGUGGAUCUACGACAUCACACAAAAAUACGAUUUUUCCUUCUAUAUGUGUGGUUUACUUUAUAUGGUAGGAAUAGUCUUCUUACUCAUUCAACUGUGUAUUCGGAUUAUAGCACAAUCCAGAAAAAAAUACGUGGAUGGUACACGUGUUUAGUACUAUGUAACGUUUCAAGUAAGAGUUCUUUGUGAUACUAAUGCCUACCUCACGUGGCCGGGUGAGAAGCCUAUGGCAUAGCACGGGACAGGACUUUAUACAGUUCCUGGCACUGUCGUUUGUCAAUCACAUCACCACCGCUCUGUUCUGAAAGCAGGACUGCCUUUCUGUUUGAGGAGAAGCAAGGCUGGAAGGUAUUGUUUAAAGACUACAUACAUCUAGGGACAACAGUGUUCUUCUAAGACAGCCCACUAAAUAAUUUGUGCAAAUGCCCUUAUAAAAACUAUUAUCUCUUGCCACCUACUGGGACUAGGGUUUUUGAUACGGCUUUUAAAACAAAAGACAGGAAGUAAAAGCUUUUCAACCCAACUACUUCUUUGUAAGGUGGAAAUAAGUAUCUGUAUGCUUCUGGAAAACAUGCAGAUAGAUGGUUUUAAGCACAAGAAUAUGACUAGAUUUCAGAAGUUAAUUGCUACAGGGAGCUAUUGAUCCACCAGUGUAAUACAAAGGCAGGCUCUAAUUUCAAAGGUAAAAUUAUUUAGUGUAAUUAGAGAACCACCAUUUAUAUUUUUUAUGGAAGAAUUCUGCAGCGAGGGAACACCAUUUAUGAAUCCUUCCCCUACGAAAAGACAUUGGCCAUUAAUCCUAAUUCAGUAUUAUCCUGUUAGAGACUGAAUCUUGAGACACAACCUUAAUAAAUAAAUAAGACUAAUGAGUUCCUUAAUGAAAGCCAUAUUUGUGCACACAACCACUGAAUCGAGGGCUAUGAGCCAAGUACUUUUACUCAUAUCAUUGGUCCCUGUCUUAGAAUAUAAGCAUGAUUUCAGGGCCUCUAAACUUUUUUUUUGUUCUGAAUUUCUCCUGCCCAAUAAGUAAAAUAGAGAACUAAUUACUGGUUAGCAUAUCAAGUUGGUGGCUAAGUCAUUUGUAAAGCAUGUCACCAAUCCAAACUGUAUUGCGAGACCAUCAUGUGGUGACGCUAAGCGGCAGAAUUCCCUUGGAAUAGAUGUCUGCUCUGAAGUAGUGGUAACAAUAGCCCUCCUCCACGCCUCUUGUUGUUAAACAGAGUUCAUUGGCCUGAGCUGCACCCACUUUUUAAAACCAGUUCUCUUGACUGAGUUUCUACAGAAGAUAACUGUGAUCCGUGACAUCAACGAAUGCGCUUCCUUUAUCUGAGAUGUCUAUUUUUCUAAGCCAAACAUGUUUCAGGUUGCAGAAUGUUCUUCAUAGGGGCAUCCUGAAAUUUCUGGUUGCCUUACUGGUUUACCGAGCCCCGGUGGCGCGGUGGUUAAGAGCUCGGCUGCUAACCAAAAGGUCAGCAGUUGGAAUCCACCAGCCACUCCUUGGAAACCCUGUGGGGCAGUUCUAAUCUGUCCUAUAGGGUCUCUGUGAGUCGAAAUUGACUCGACAGCAAUGAGUUUUUACUUGUUUACACGAAUUCUAGAACUGUCUAAAUUUCUACUUGCAAUUUUCCCAUCACAAAAACAUCCUUGAAUAUCAUGGCCAGUUUCUUGGGUCAAAUUUAUCUGAAGUGAAUACAGCCCAUUCUCAGUUAUCCUUGGUAAUUAGAGGCAGGAACGCCAUUAGAAAUUGGGGUCACAGAAUGUUACCCCAAGCUGAGUUUUAGCAAGCAGUUUCGUCUUUGACUCCACCAAGCACUUCAGAGCUGUUAACAAGUGAUUCAAUGGACAAGUAGCCUUUCUGUCUCAUCUCCAUUAUUUCCCGCUCCACUGUCUUGUGGAAGGGAUUGUGUAAUUAAAGGACCACCAAAAAAAUAACAAUAAUAAAAGGCAGCUCAUGGAAGGGCGAAACAAAGGCAUGGCUAAUAUAUAUACACUUGAUAUACCUCCAAUGACUCGAGAAUUGCCUGUAAAUUGUUCUAGAUAACACAGUGCAUGCUAUACUCCAUUUGGCUGCUGUUAAAUAAUCCAGCUUUCUAUUUUCAUAAAGGUAAUCUAAAACGCUGAGGCAAUGCUAUACAUAUAAAUGUAAAUAUAUAUAUUCACUAUAGAAUUAGAAUGAUUAGAUUGUCGUGUGUUUUGAUACCGACGACAUGACUUCAUUACUUCCAUUUUCAGACAACACGAAAUCAAUAAGAGAUGGAUGGUGUUCACUAUUUUGAAUGGUGCUGUAGCCAGCGCAUUCUGAUGCUAGCACAGCUGGUUGUACGUCCAAAGUAUGAACUUCUUAAUCCAAUGGCCUGGCUUUACAUCCAAGUUAGACUUGUUCGUGUUCAAUUUGUGCAGUUGUUUGUUGACUUACUGUGUUUAUAUGGAAAUGGGGAUUUCUACUAAAUCAGUCAAAGUUCCCAUUUUACAAAAAUAGAACUGAACGUCGCUUACAGUAUUCGUGUUGACAACAGACGAUGAAGAAUGCUAUAAAGAGUUACAGCAAAUAUGUUAAUAUUUCCUGUUUAAAAUGUUAUUAUUUACAGUUCUUUGGCGAUAUUAUAAAGGGUUAAUUGUAUAUUUAUAUCAUAUGUGCUUUAUAGUUGCCCCCUCAUAUAUCCAAGUGGUUUUUAUUUACAUACACCUGAAUAAAUUUAUAAGUAGGAAUCAACUUGACAGCAAUGGGUUUAAAUAAAUUUUGUUCUCUUUAAAGAUGCUCUGUGAUUUUUUUUUAUAAAAUAUUUAUUUUCUUGGCCUUAAGGGGAACACUCCUAAAAUGUAGCUAAUGUUUAUCUGUCUGUUUUUUUUCCCCUGGGUGAUUGUUAA